Molecule: messenger RNA, 396 nt
Organism: Aureobasidium vineae
Lineage: Eukaryota; Fungi; Ascomycota; Dothideomycetes; Dothideales; Saccotheciaceae
Source: the annotation of a GenBank genome assembly
CACGACUAUAAGCCUAUGGGCGAUUUCUCUGUCCUAGCGUUUAACCGCCUUAUCCGCGCCCAGCGUAAGCUAGACCUCUAUAACCGCGUGCGUGCGGGCCGUAGGACUCGCGUGCUCCGCGCCGCCGUUACGCGUAAGCGCAAGCGCUUCCUUCGCUGCCUCGCUAGUAAGGAGCAUAACGCCAACACUUACAUUAGCGACGUCCGCCUCGUUAAGGAUAAGGGCAAGGCGGCCUUUAAGCCUAACUUCUUUAAGUUAGCCGGCUUCCGCGAGGAAGUCCAUAAGCGCGGUGCCCUUAAGCAUAUCGCCCGUGAGUCCACUAAGACUCGCCGCGCCGCCGUUAGGAACGCCGACGCUAACGCUCGCACCGCUAGCGCUCUAGAGGCGCUCGCCUAG